UCAGCCUUUCUGCGGGCGGGAGUCCUGCGGAGGGCACCGCGAGGUGGGAGACGCGGGCAGCUGUGCGAGACUCUGCGUUCCGCUGAGCGAGCACGACCCACACCCGCCGGUUACCCCACACCCCCCUCCCGGAUAACACGCCGUAAGAGGGGAACUAGCGGACGCGGCUCUGUUUCCUCCCGAGCGCGCUAGGUAGGGCCCCGGCCGGCCGGGUUGACAGAGAGCGGGGACCGCUGCGGCCAUGGCCCUGUGCGCGGCCUCCCGGCGCGGCCGUUGGCUCGUGCGCGCGCUCGCCGCGCCGUUGGCGCCGGGGUGGCCCCGGACCCCGCAGCCGCUGCCCGCCGCGGCCCUGCUGCCGGCGGCGGGGCUCCGCCUGCUGCCGUCCGCCGUACGGUUCGCCAGCAGCGAGGGGCGCGGGCCGGGGGCCGACGGGCCGCAGCGGAAGGUCGUUGUCGUGAGGAUCACCAGCCCCAUCAUGUGGCUCCGCACCCGCUUCUAUUAUCUCCUCAUCCGCCUCUACUUCGACCAGGACUUCAGCAUCGAGGAGUUCACACGAGGGGCCAAGCAGGCCUUCUCUCUUGUUUCAAAGCUGCUGUCUCAGCGUAAACUUGAUCUGCUGGAAGAACUUGUAUCAGAAGAGGCACUUAAGGUUUUGAAGGAAAAAAUUUCAUUGCUUCCUGACAACCACAGGGAUGCCUUAGCAGCUGACAUAGAUGCAAUCAUGUACACAACAGAAGGAGAUGUUCGCAUUUACUAUGAUGAUGAUGGAAGGAAAUUUGUUAGUAUACUGAUGCGUUUUUGGUAUCUGAAUGGUGCUAAUUUACCUGAUGAGGUACCAGGUGAAACCAAAGUAUUCCAGAUUAUGUUUGGAGAUGAACGUACGAAAGAAAAAAAACAUCUUUUAACAGCAAACUAUGAGUUUCAAAGAGAAUUUACAGAAGGAGCAAAACCAGACUGGACUAUUACACGGAUUGAACAUCCAAGGCUAUUAGAAUAAAUGUCUUCUGCAAUGUCUUUAUGUACCAUUAUAAAUGUUCUGACAUAACACAUCAGACACUUUUUGGUCUCUUUCCCCUUCCUCCUAUCUCACUCAAAAGAGGGAUGGAUUUUGUAUAUUUGUUUCCCAAAAUCGUUUCUGAAAUUUACACUAUGCUGAAGCAUUACAAUAAAGCCUUUUCCCUGGAA
Molecule: messenger RNA, 1185 nt
Organism: Dromaius novaehollandiae (emu)
Lineage: Eukaryota; Metazoa; Chordata; Aves; Casuariiformes; Dromaiidae
Gene: MAIP1
Product: matrix AAA peptidase interacting protein 1
Exons: 5
Coding region: 242-997 (251 amino acids)
Biological process (GO): protein insertion into mitochondrial inner membrane from matrix
Cellular component (GO): mitochondrial inner membrane
Molecular function (GO): ribosome binding
Source: RefSeq, a predicted model, not a curated record